Messenger RNA from Nanorana parkeri, 1640 nucleotides. RefSeq names its product ATP-dependent RNA helicase DDX19A. The transcript is spliced from 13 exons. Gene Ontology annotation, molecular function: ATP binding; RNA helicase activity; RNA binding. Gene Ontology annotation, cellular component: cytoplasmic stress granule; nucleus. Lineage: Eukaryota; Metazoa; Chordata; Amphibia; Anura; Dicroglossidae. The record is from RefSeq and is a predicted model, not a curated record. Gene Ontology annotation, biological process: poly(A)+ mRNA export from nucleus. The coding region runs from base 63 to 1532 and encodes 489 amino acids.
GCCGGAAGAAGGUAAGGGUUUUGGCACAGGAAACUUCCGGUGGUGAGAGAAGCUGAAGCACGAUGGCGACUGAUUCAUGGGCCCAGGCGGUGGACGAGCAAGAGGCGGCGGCAGAGACGCUGAACAAACUGCAGCUGAAAGAAGACAAACAACCUCCAUCUCUCCAAUCACAGGCUGAGAGUAAUGGCACAGACUCACAGACUGCGAAUAACGGGGAGGCUGCAGAGAAGUCUGCAGAAGACGACGAUAAAGAGGACAAAGCCGCUCAGUCGCUGCUGAACAAGCUGAUCCGAAACAACCUGGUGAACACGACGAACCAAGUGGAAGUGCUGCAGCGAGACCCCAACUCUCCGCUCUAUUCAGUAAAGUCCUUCGAGGAGCUGAGACUGAAGCCGCAACUCCUUCAAGGCGUGUAUGGCAUGGGGUUCAACCGGCCCUCUAAGAUCCAGGAGAACGCUCUGCCUAUGAUGCUGGCCGAACCCCCUCAGAACCUGAUCGCUCAGUCCCAGUCCGGGACAGGGAAGACGGCUGCCUUUGUCUUGGCCAUGUUAUCCCGGGUUGAUCCUGCAAAUAAGUUCCCGCAGUGUCUUUGCCUGUCCCCCACCUAUGAGCUGGCCCUGCAGACUGGGAAGGUCAUCGAGCAGAUGGGGAAGUUUCAUCCAGAUCUAAAGCUGGCCUAUGUUGUAUUCUUAGAAAAGGUGGAGCGCGGAUACAAGCUCCCGGAGCAGAUCGUCAUCGGGACCCCCGGCACGGUGCUGGACUGGUGCUCCAAGCUGAAGUUCAUUGAUCCCAGGAAGAUCAAAGUGUUUGUUCUGGACGAAGCGGAUGUCAUGAUCGCUACGCAGGGCCACCAGGAUCAGAGUAUCCGCAUCCAGAGGAUGUUACCCCGGGACUGCCAGAUGCUGCUCUUCUCGGCCACGUUUGAAGACUCGGUCUGGAAGUUUGCCCAGAAAGUGGUUCCCGAGCCCAACAUCAUCAAACUGAAGAGGGAAGAGGAAACCCUGGACACCAUCAAGCAGUAUUAUGUACUCUGCAACUGCCGCGAGGAGAAAUUCAAGGCCCUGUGCAAUAUAUACAGCUCCAUCACCAUCGCGCAGGCCAUGAUCUUCUGUCAUACACGUAAAACUGCGUCUUGGCUCGCGGGAGAAUUGUCCAAGGAAGGGCACAAGGUGGCCCUGCUGAGCGGAGAGAUGAUGGUUGAGCAGAGAGCGGCUGUGAUCGAUCGGUUUAGAGACGGGAAGGAGAAGGUGUUGGUGACCACCAACGUGUGUGCCAGAGGGAUCGACGUGGAGCAAGUGUCUGUCGUGAUCAACUUUGACCUUCCAGUGGACAAAGACGGCAACCCGGAUAACGAGACGUAUCUCCAUCGGAUCGGGCGCACCGGGCGCUUUGGCAAGCAAGGCCUGGCUAUCAAUAUGGUGGACAGCAAACACAGCAUGAACAUCCUGAACCAGAUCCAGGAGCACUUCAAUAAGAAGAUACAAAAGCUGGACGCAGACGACAUGGACGAGAUCGAGAAGAUCGCCAAGUGAAAAUGUUCCACAACAAAUCUGCAUCGCGUUCUCCUCAACCAGCGGCCAAAGCGGUGGUGGCGGCGUCCUUCAACCCAACCGACCACCAGCACCGACACCACCUCGUAU